UAAAAAAUCUUCUUAUUAAUUGACACAGCUGUAAAACCCUUGUUGAUAAUACUUGUAAUCAAGUUUACAUUACUUUGGGAGCUCAGAUCUUAGAUAUAAGCUUGUAUCACGAUAUCAUUGGAUUAAAAUUCGUUUAAUUGUUGGGGAAUCAUGAAACAGAAUAUUGUCUUAGGCGUUUUUGCGCUUUUUUAUAUUGCUCAGGUGCAAUGUGAAAUGCUUUCCUUCCUUAAGGCUCACAAUCCAGUAACCGACCUCGCUAGCACGAAACUAGAAGAGGCAAUGAACCUUCUAAAGCAAAAGGUCAAUGAGAAGAAUAAGGUAAUAGAGUUGAGUAACAAAUUACAACAUCGUGCAAACGAGAUUACGAACAAGGUCUACACGUCCAUUAAGAAAACUCUGAAAUUCUUGGAAAAUGAAUUGACGAAACUGACGCUCGAAGCCGAGGGGAAAAAUAUCGAUGUAACGAAAUGUAAAAAGAUGUCGCAAACCUUUCGUCACACAUUACUCGCCAUAUUCAUCAAUGCAACUACGUGUAUAAAUGAUAAAUUCGUGGAGGGCAAAUCUCUUGUGGACGACAUCUUGCAGAGGAUUGAAACGGCAAUCACCGACCUCACGAAAAUUACUGGACAAGCCAGUCAAUGUUUCAAGCAGGUCGACGGUAAAAAAAUCGUCAAUGGAUUUGGUUGUGUUACUAUUUCUGGAUUGAAAGCAUCUUGGGCAAUUGCCAAACACGCACCAUCUGUAGCCUUGGAUUUGAAAAGAUUUUCAUCUCUCAUAUCAACGUUAGAAGCAUCCAUGAUAUUCUGUAUAAAUAGGAAGGCUAUAGUAACGCUUGCCCAGGAAUCCGUAACCAUACUGGACAAUAUUAAGGGGUGCGUUGCGGAAAAGAUCAAGGGCAAGAAAAACUCAUCGAUUACCACAAAUAAUCCGCAAUUGGAGCCCAACGACGCAGUAGAUUACGACGAGCGUCAAUCUCACGAGGACCAGGAUAAUCUAUAUAAUGAAUUAGAGAAACACUACAAGUCCUUCUAGUUAUAGUUAUAAAUCACUUUUCAACUCAU
Messenger RNA from Ceratosolen solmsi marchali, 1061 nucleotides. RefSeq lists its product as uncharacterized. Lineage: Eukaryota; Metazoa; Arthropoda; Insecta; Hymenoptera; Agaonidae. The transcript is spliced from 4 exons. Bases 151 to 1032 code for a protein of 293 amino acids. The record is from RefSeq and is a predicted model, not a curated record.